Setaria italica (foxtail millet) is the source of this 721-nucleotide messenger RNA. RefSeq lists its product as uncharacterized. The record is from RefSeq and is a predicted model, not a curated record. The transcript has 2 exons. The coding region runs from base 143 to 574 and encodes 143 amino acids. Lineage: Eukaryota; Viridiplantae; Streptophyta; Magnoliopsida; Poales; Poaceae.
CUUCGCCUACGCCUAUAUCUUCCCGCGCCCACCCUCACCACCACCACCGCACCUGCACGCACGAGCUCAGCUUCAGCUCAUCUCGAUCGAUCUCGCAUUCCCGGCCAUCUCCAACCAACGACGCCUCCUACAAGGACCAUCCAUGCCGGCGAGCGGCUGGACGCAGGCGCUGGCGCCGACGGCGCACCCGCACUACCUCCACCACCUGCUGGAGCGCAUGGCGCCGCUGCGGGUGGCCGCCGAGGGCGCGCCCGAGCCGGCGGCGGCGGACAGGCGGCUGACGCGGCUGCUGGUGAACGUGACGGUGGACCGGAGCCUGUGGCCCGUGCACCUGGUGCUGGGCGCCGACGCCACCGUGGCCGACCUCGUGCGCGCCGCCGUCGCGGCCUACGGGCGCGAGGGCCGCCGCUCGCCGCUCCAGCACCCCGGGGGCGGCGGCGGCGACGCGGCCGACGGGUUCGAGCUGCAUUUCUCCAAGUACUCCCUCGAGAGUUUGAGGCCCGAGGAGAAGGUGCUGGAUCUGGGGUCUCGCAACUUCUUCCUCUGCGCGCGGAGAUCUUCAGCCGCUGCUUGAGCUUCUGAUUCCAUCGGUCGGAGCACAUGGGUCGCCGUUGUAAACUAGUAGAGCAGCAACGUUAAGUUGAUCUUGAUCAGCAGGUCGAGGCACCUGGAUUUGCAUUUCGAAAUUAAACUUUGUAGAGAAUUGGUGGAUAUGUUCCCA